AAUAAUAAUAAUAAUAAUAAUAAUAAUAAUAAUAAUAAUAAUAAUAAUAAUAAUAAUAAUAAUAAUAAUAAUAAUAAUAAUAAUAAUAAUAAUAAUAAUAAUAAUAAUAAUAAUAAUAAUAAUAAUAAUAAUAAUAAUAAUAAUAAUAAUAAUAAUAAUAAUAAUAAUAAUAAUAAUAAUAAUAAUAAUAAUAAUAAUAAUAAUAAUAAUAAUAAUAAUAAUAAUAAUAAUAAUAAUAAUAAUAAUAAUAAUAAUAAUAAUAAUAAUAAUAAUAAUAAUAAUAAUAAUAAUAAUAAUAAUAAUAAUAAUAAUAAUAAUAAUAAU
Episyrphus balteatus (marmalade hoverfly) is the source of this 324-nucleotide messenger RNA. Its product is annotated as glycosyltransferase-like protein gnt13. The transcript has a single exon. The record is from RefSeq and is a predicted model, not a curated record. NCBI's taxonomy places the organism in Eukaryota, Metazoa, Arthropoda, Insecta, Diptera, Syrphidae. The annotation marks the transcript as partial.